Cyprinodon tularosa is the source of this 3756-nucleotide messenger RNA. RefSeq lists its product as uncharacterized. The transcript is spliced from 4 exons. Bases 1 to 3615 code for a protein of 1204 amino acids. The record is from RefSeq and is a predicted model, not a curated record. NCBI's taxonomy places the organism in Eukaryota, Metazoa, Chordata, Actinopteri, Cyprinodontiformes, Cyprinodontidae.
AUGGCGGCCGUCCAAAACCCCCACGCCAGGGGAGACCACCGUCUUUGUGGCUGCGGGAAUAAAAUUUCAGGGAAAGACACCCACCCGGUGUGCGGUACCUGUCUAGGAGUCGACCACGCCAGGUUGGCCCUAGAAAUUCCCGGCUCCUGUGGACACUGCAAAGUGUUCACGGUCAAGAGCCUCAGACGCAGGCUAGCCCGCCAGGUUAGCAUCUCGGACCGUGAUCCAUUCCUCCCCACCGCCGCACAAGGUGCAGCCGCGGAGGAGGACGUGGACUCAGCUGGGGAAGCCCCGGAGACUGACUACGACUGGGGUGCCCAGUGCGAGCAGCUCCAUGCCCCCCCGUUUCCCGAGGAAGACGUGCUGGAAGUCAGUCCCAUGGAGGAGGAUGACGACACCUCGUUCCUCAUAUCAGAGGACGAGGAAGAGGAUGACACCUUCAUGGCCCCAGCACAGCCUGAGAGGCCUAAACCGCCGUGCCCUUCCGCCAUGGAAGACAGGGGAGCGAGCUCACAAGCUCCCUCCCUCCAUGUGGACCUGCUCGACGUGUGCAAACGCGCGGCAGAGAAGCUGGAGAUUCCCUGGCCGGUCGCAAUAGCGGAGCCCACCCGGUCCCGCUACGAAGGCAAACGGCUUCCCCUGGCACGAAAUGCGGUGAAGCAGCUUCUCCCUGUCUUCCCCGAGUUGCUGACGGAGCUCUCCAAAACAUGGACUAGCUGCCCAUACAGCAACAGGAGCCCUAUUUCGGGCGCAGCAUCCCUCGACUGCGAGGCGAUGGACGCACACGGCCUCCUCUCCAUGCCUCCGGUGGAAGUCCCGGUAGCUGCGCACCUCUGCCCAGGCAGCGCAUACAAAGCAGCAGCCCUCUCGGCCAGAGCCCUCAGCGCCCUCUCCAUCCUCACUGCCUACCAAGCGGAGUUGUUUGGCGCGUCUGCUGAGGAGCAAGACCCGGAUGCGUGGGAGGAGAUGGCGGUCAUCGCGGACCUGUCUCUCCGUAUCCAACGUGUCGCGGUCCAGGCCACAGGGAAGGUGAUGGCAACCCUCGUCGUCCAGGAGCGAGCGCGAUGGCUCAGUCUCGCUAACCUGACCGACAGGGAGCGGGAUGACAUCCUGGAUAUGCCGAUCGUCCCUGAAGGCAUCUUCGGCUCUGCAUUGGCCACAAUGCAGCAAAGAUGUGAGGCAAAGAAAAAGGACAACGAGGCCCUCAAACUUUGUCUCCCUCGGAAAGCCCCUGCGCCUUCACCUCCGGUGCAACGUACCAAGACGGCCACCACCGCCAGGUCCGCCCCCUCCGAUGAGGAAGGAGCGCGGAGCCGGCUGGCAGGGGAAACCUGCCUCCACGACCGCUACGCCGCCGCCGCCCACAGCCGCCGCGAGCUCGGUCCCACAGGCGAGGAAGAAAAAGAGGGCGGCCUGACAGCCGCCAGUUCCUCAGUUGGUGCAGCCUGCUGUUCCCCGUUGCGCAGGCCCACCGUUUUGGCUUGUUUGUGCGCACCCCACGCCACCGUUGCCCAUCCCAGAGCCGGUCUGCGAGGAGAAGGACAUCGCCCCGGAGGUCUGCGCGGUUGCGCCCCGAGCGGAAUGGUGGCCGCUCAGCCCCCUGCAGCUCUGCUCCCGGGACGGGCACCGCCGUCCCCGCGGAGCAGAGCAGAGCGCUCCACCGUGCCUCCGGUGGUGCCCGAGAAUCAUUUCUCGGUUCCACCACAGGGGGGCGCGGGGCAGGAGCCGCAAUAUGUUCCCCCGCUCUCUCUCAGAUGGGAAAGCUGGAGAGCAGCAGCAGCUCCACCAUGGGUGUUGCGCACAAUUUCCCGGGGAUACAGGCUUCAAUUCGCCACUGUCCCUCCCCGCUUCUCCGGUGUAAUACACUCACAUGCACAGGGAGAAUCAGCUCGAGUUUUACGGGAGGAAAUUCUCUCUCUGAUAGACAAACGAGCAGUUUCUGUCGUAUCUCCCGAACAGAGUCUGUCAGGGUUUUAUUCCAGAUACUUCCUCGUCCCCAAACGGGGGGGGAGAGGAAUCCGCCCUAUUCUGGACUUAAGAGCCCUGAACAAAUUCCUGCGGAAAUACAAGUUCAGGAUGCUGACACAUGCAGCUCUGUUGCGUCUAGUAAGACCGAACGACUGGUUUUCGUCCGUGGAUCUGAAAGACGCGUAUUUCCACAUUCCCAUUUAUCCCCCUCACAGACAAUAUCUCCGGUUUGCCUUUCAAGGGGUGUGUUACGAAUACCGUGUUCUACCAUUCGGUCUGUCUCUCAGUCCGAGGGUUUUCAUACGGUGCACAGAGGCUGCGGUAGCCCCACUCAGACGCCGGGGGAUACGUCUGGCCACGUAUUUAGACGACUGGCUCCUGUUAGCGCAGUCAGAACAGGAAGCCAGGGUUCACACACACAUUGUCACAAAACACCUGAUGGAUUUAGGUUUUGUGAUAAAUAUGGAAAAAAGCCACCCAUCUCCAACGCAGGAGAUAUGCUUUCUGGGAUUAUCCCUGCGCUCUGUUCCGUUCACAGCCCGCCUGUCAGAGGAAAGAGUGACGGUUUUCAGAACGUGCCUGUCACAAUUCCGUCUGCACAGGUCUGUCCAGUUCAGACUGUGCCUUCGGUUGCUGGGUCUGAUGGCCUCAGCCAUCCUCGUGAUUCGCCUCGGCCGCCUUCACAUGCGGGACUUUCAGCGCUGGGUCGCUUCGCUCCAAAUGGACCCCGUGCGUCAUGGCGCACGGCGGAUAACGGUCACAGCGGACUGUAUAACAGCUCUGCGCUGUUGGCGAGCCCCGUCCUUCCUGACCCAAGGGGUGCCUAUGGGCACCGUCUCGUCCAGGAAAGUGGUAACCACGGAUGCCAGCCUAUCAGGCUGGGGCGGCAUUCACGAGGGCAGGUCUGUGAGGGGUCGCUGGAGCCAGGCCCUCCAGCGCCUUCACAUAAACUUUCUCGAACUUUCGGCGGUGUUUCUUUCUCUGAGACACUUCCUCCCAUUCCUCUCGGGUCACCAUGUCCUGGUGAGGACGGACAACACGACAACAGUGGCGUAUAUCAACCGCCAAGAGGGCCUGCGCUCCCGCAUGUUGCACAAUCUGGCGCGCGACCUGAUUCUCUGGAGCAGUACCCACUUUCUCUCCCUGAGAGCGACGCACGUCCCGGGAGACUUGAACACGGGUGCGGACCUGCUGUCCAGAGGCGCGCCAGUGUACGGGGAAUGGACGCUGCACCCACAGGUCGUGGAGCAGAUAUGGGCGCGCUACGGGCGCGCUCAGAUAGAUCUGUUCGCGUCCAGGGAAAACGCUCGAUGCGAGCUGUUCUUCUCUCUGAGCACUCUGAAUGCCCCUCUGGGCGUAGACGCAUUAGCGCACGCCUGGCCGCACGAGCUGCUAUACGCGUUUCCACCGCUGGCCCUGAUACCCCCCACUCUCGCCAGAGUGAGGGCAUUCAACCACAGACUGAUCCUAAUAGCUCCGCACUGGCCAGCGCAACACUGGCUGGCGGAGAUAUUCCAGAUGCUGUGCGCCCAGCCUUGGGAGCUGCCGCUGCGCAGGGACCUGCUCUCGCAGGGUGCGGGGACAGUGUACCACCCACACCCGGAGCGACUGCAGCUGUGGGCCUGGCCCGUGAGUGGCUUAAUUUAACCACUGCCGGGCUCCCUCAGAGUGUAAUUAAUACUAUCCAAAACGCCAGGGCUCCCUCCACUAGGAACCUAUAUGGCUCCAAGUGGGGACUGUUUGAGCGGUGGUGUCUUGAACGGGACUACGUUCCUUUUCAGUGUUCUG